ACGACACAUAAUCCAUUUGAAUUGGCGCGCGUAAUAAAGUGCUAGCGAGAUCAAUGUCAUAAUAUACAGUACUCAUGCUUAUUGCCAGGACACUGAAAAUUGGUGACAUUUCUAUUAGUGUUUAACCAACGCCUGUGCUGUGACUACGUCGAGCAUCUGGAAAAACGUCCGGGGCAAGCAAACAAUUCAAAUACGGUGGGAGUGUUUUCCUCGUGGCUUUCGCCUGUGCGUUUGUGUGGACCGUCAGCACAAAAUAUAUUAAUUUACAGCACAGCUAGGUCGAAAGUGAUCGCUAUUUAGACUAGCCUAUUUUUUAGUAAAACGCACGGGUUUCCCAAACGCUGCCUACUAAUUUACGGUAGCCAACAGAAUCUUAUCACAUGCGUUCACCCACCCAGAAGUUUGCAGCAGCAUGGAUUCGGUUUGUGUCGAAUAUAAACUUCAGACCUUGGAUGCAGGGGCGCAGAACCUCCUAAAAGCAGCACUGAAAGAUCCUCGCGCAGUCGAUCUUGAGAAAGUGGCAACUGCAAUAGUUGACCUGUCAUUGAAAGACAGUUCUUUCUGCAAAGAAGCUGGCCGCAUAUGUUACGCUCUGAUCCAGGAAGAAGCCAAGGAUGCCAAUAGAACUGUGUUUAGACGGAACCUGCUCACCCGCCUGCAGCAGGAAUUCACAGUGAGGGAGGAGACCCGGAAGCGCUCUGUGUCGCAGUGGGUCUGCCUCGUUAACUUCAUCUGUACCAUCUUUGACUACCUCAAGGUUAACAACCAACCCAUGGCAGCCCUGGUUCAGCCUGUAUAUGACUGUUUGUUCAGACUGGUGCAGCCAGAUGCCCUUACCAAUGAGGAAGAGGUGGACUGUCUGGCGAUGCAGCUGCACCGCAUCGGGGAGCAGCUGGAGCGCGCAGAGGCUGGCCGCAUGGACGAGCUGUUCUACGCGCUGCGCGACGGCUUCCUGCUCCAGGAGGGUCUGAGCUCCAUGGCCCGCCUGCUGCUGCUGGAGGUGCUGGAGUUCCGCGCUGGCGGCUGGAAACUCAGCGACACGGCCCAGCAGUACUACUACAGCGAGGUGGCCAACUAGCCGCCACGGUCACCGGCGCUGGGGAACGCUAGGGUCAGAGGCCACUUAAUCCAGUUGAGGGUGCUGUGCAGAGCAUUAAGAGACUUCCUGUUUGAGAUGGGGGGGGGGGGGGGGGGAGGAAUUGCAUGGUGUGUUUUAUGUUAAAACGUGAUGAGACCACUUGAGACCAAAUAGAAGUAGGUGCUUUUGGUAUGGGGAAAGGUUUGUUGUUGUCUUGUGAAAUGCUGAACAUCCAGUGGCCACUGUUCCCAAAAUUGGACAUUCCGUAAGAUGUUUCUAUGACCAUGACACUGGAGAACAUUUUAUUUUUCAGUAAAUGAGAAUACCAGAUACCCACUGCCUGUACAACAAAUGCCUUUUCUCAUUUAGGCUCAUUGACAUUUGCUUUAUUCAUUCUUUUACUUAAUGACAUAUUUCCUUAACAUAAUUCAGAGAAUGUUUCCUUAUGUUUUCCCUAAAUAUGUUUUUAACAUUCCAUUUUGUUGGCAGUGGCCUGCCUUUGUUGUGAAAGUGCAGACAAAUGUAUGUUUGCUUUUUCACUCAAUUAUGUUUAGCCAUGUUACUACUAAAUGAUGUUGUUUGAUUCGUUCUGUUCAGUUUAUAUAGACAUGUGCUCACUUAAAGAUUCAGCUGAUAAUCAAAAAAAUAUGAUUGAUUGCCUAGAGCCAUGGUCAGUGGAAUCAAAGGAUGAGGCUUACUUUGGAGAUUCAAGAAAACGUUUUGUUGGCUUGCAGUUACAGUAGGACAGCUAAUUCAGGGAUGUUGGUUUCAGGGUAUUUUUGUAUGACAGACAAUAUGUACGUUUAACUUUCAAGUAAAAACAUUUUCAUACCUUG
Alosa sapidissima (American shad) is the source of this 1914-nucleotide messenger RNA. It is a transcript of the gene mif4gda, whose product is annotated as MIF4G domain containing a. The transcript is spliced from 6 exons. Gene Ontology annotation, biological process: regulation of translational initiation. Gene Ontology annotation, molecular function: RNA binding; translation activator activity; protein binding. Bases 413 to 1078 code for a protein of 221 amino acids. NCBI's taxonomy places the organism in Eukaryota, Metazoa, Chordata, Actinopteri, Clupeiformes, Clupeidae. Gene Ontology annotation, cellular component: cytosol. The record is from RefSeq and is a predicted model, not a curated record.